GGUUUCAGCAUGAAGUCCGACCGCCACUGUGGCCUCUGGUUCUGGGAAGCUCGGCUGCCACCUGCAAGCCCAGAUCUGCGGUGCCAUAAAGGACUCUGGUUAAACUUGAAAGCCAAUACUAUCGCUGAGCGAUUGACAAACCGUAUUCGCUGGUUAAAUUUCUUCCAUUUUCCAUAAAGUGGUGUGGGUGGGGGUGGGAGUGGGGCUAAGGUGUGGCUUUUAGGCUUUCUCGUGUUGCUGCACACCUAUUGUUUGUCAAAAUUACUCUAUCAAUAUCAGAAUAAUUUUCGAGCUGAAGAGAACUUAGAGCUUUUUCUUUGAACUCAUCAUGUAUGGGGCUAGAGAGACACUUUUCCUGUGUCGUAGAGGGUUGCAUAGUCUGCGUCGUGAUGGCCCCUCGGAAACCUUGAAGAGAAGGAUUACAGAGUUGCAGAAGACGAGGAAAAAGAAGAAUCCCAAGAAGGACGAGUUGUUUGUGGAGGUUCCUGAAUCAAAAUCUUUCCUUGACACAGCAACUAUGCCAAUGAUUCUCACUGUUGUUGGUACUGCCCUUGUUGCAAAGCUCCUCAUGAUGUAUGAUGAUUCAAAAUCCCAAGAAAUGAUUGAGCGCAAAAUAAAGAAUGCUCCUUCUGGUCAAGGCACAGUUAGGAUGCUUACACGUGAGGAAUGGGAGAAAAUUCGGGAGGUCAGGCCAAGGACACCUUUUGAAUCCAAGCUCGCUCGUCCAAAUGCACGAAUAAGAACUGGAGAACCAUUGCGCAUGCAAGAUCUGAAGGAUUGGACAAUUGAUGUGCUAACAGAUGCACUCACACGCGUUGAAGGAAGUGUUAAAAGCAAUUCAUGACUACUUGUGCUUUUUUGGGGGGUGGGGAGUGAGUAUGAUUUAUCGAAAGGCCUUUUACUAUUUUGAUUUCUAAUGUACACGACUGCAAUGGUUUCUUAUUGUUGGUGAAAAUGUGAAUAAAAUCGUAUGGUGCCCUAUUAAUAUUA
Molecule: messenger RNA, 990 nt
Organism: Hevea brasiliensis (rubber tree)
Lineage: Eukaryota; Viridiplantae; Streptophyta; Magnoliopsida; Malpighiales; Euphorbiaceae
Exons: 3
Coding region: 329-844 (171 amino acids)
Source: RefSeq, a predicted model, not a curated record